GUGAGAGAAAGGGAAUAAUAGCGGCGACUGCAGGCGCAUCUUGUUCCUGACCCAGAAGGCAAUUCCAUGCUAUUGUGCGCUAUCUGUGGGAGUAGGCUGAGAGAGAGACUGGCUAUCUGACGGUAGGGACCCGGCCUCACUCACCCACGUUUAACGCACACAUUCCCGUGAUUCCAGGAAAAUGAAGAGACAUACAAUCUGGUGUUUCUUCACCGUGUGCUUGGCUUUUUCUUUAGCACAUCAGCAUGAAGAACACUAUGAAAAUGGGGAGCACAAUGCUGAGUUUGACAAAAAGAUGUUCCUUGGAGGAGAGGAAGAAGCUGAAGAAUUCACUGAAUUAAGUCCAGAAGAUCAGCUGAAAAGGCUCAAGUCGAUUAUCAGGAAAAUCGAUACAGACUCAGAUGGAUAUCUUACAGAAGAGGAGCUGAGUUUCUGGAUUCAGAAAUCUUUCAAACACUAUAUAUUAGAAGAUACAAAAGAGCAUUUUGCUGAAAUUGAUAAAGACGGUGAUGGCAUUGUCACCUGGGAUGAAUACAAUAUGCAUAUGUAUGACCGAAUAAUUGAUUAUGAUGAAAACACUGUUCUUGAAGAUGAAGAGGAAGAAUCAUUCCGGCAGAUUCAUUUAAGAGACAAGAGACGCUUUGACCAUGCAGACAGAGAUGACAUUCCUGGUUUGAAUCUGACAGAAUUUACCGAUUUUGAGCACCCAGAGGAAACUGAUCAUAUGUCGGAAUUUGUCAUUGAGGGAGCUCUAGAAGAGCACGACAAAGAUGGAGAUGGAUUUGUUAGUUUGGAAGAAUACCUUGGAGAUUAUACACAAGAUCCAGGUACAGUGGAAGAUCCGCACUGGUUAAUCGUCGAGAAAGACCGAUUUAUGAAUGAUUAUGAUAAGGAUGGUGAUGGGAGACUCAACCCUGUUGAGCUCCUCUCUUGGAUUGUUCCAAAUAACCUGGGGAUUUCACAAGAAGAGGCGAGCCAUCUAAUGGAAGAAAUGGAUAAAAAUGAGGAUCAGAGAUUGAGCGAAGAGGAAAUUCUACAGAACAAGGAUAUAUUUUUAACCAGUGAAGCGACAGACUAUGGAAGGCAGCUUCAAGACAAACAUUUUUACCAUGAUGAACUUUAGUUUGAUUUCAUUCCCAAGAUACUGUUUUAUUCUUUUUAUUUAUAGGAGAUCACAAAAACCUCAGCUAGUUUGUUAGUUUCUUUAAUUAAACACGUUUGGAGGUAGGAGCGCACUGUUCUGUUCAGUAGAUGGGUUCUGAAUUCAAUGUAAUGUUUGGAAGUAGGUCUUUGUAUCCGUCUCAGCAUUUUGACCAACAUUUGCACAACAAAUGUGCUUAUCCUUGUUAAAGACUUUUUUUUGAGUCAAAGUUAUUGUGAAGGACUAGUAUGUCCAUGGUGGCAAAAAGGAUGACUGGACUUAUACUUUCUAACUACUGGAGAGACAUGACAUUUAAGCUUAAAUGGAUUAAAUUUCCUAAUCAUACAAUUUGCCCUUUCUUUCUCUUUGAAAGACUGCAAAAGAAUACAUACACCUGGGAACAAAGAACAGUAAGUUUAUGAAUAUCGGUACAUAUAUGUAUCCGCACGUCUGCUAUAUUGCUUGAUAUGAAGUUUUUGCAUAAAUGGAGAGAAUGUGUGUUCUGUUUACACAACAAAAUGCCCUUGUGACUUCUAUGGAAAACAUUACUGGCUGUUCCGACUGGAGAUCUCCUGCUAACAGCAGUCUAUAACUGUGGUUUCAACCAUGUUUCUCAGCUAUUAGGCAAGCCAUUCAUACAGUAACACAAAUGCCUUCAUCUAAUACACUUUGGAGAAAAUGUAUCAAAAUGUGAGAACUUUUACCCAUUGAUAAAUACCCUCUUGAAAAACCUACACAAAUGAAUAUAAAGUAGGUGAAUUUUUCUGUGGUGCGCUCUAAUCUCACACCUUUAUAAAUCAGGCCCUUAAGUAUCCAGUAAGUACAAUUGAAUUGUUUUUUUUCCCAGAUAUUUGCAUUUUAGGUUAAAACUCUAAAAUGCAUCAGUAUUUCCCUUUGCCAUGAGCCUACUUUGGUUUAAGACAGUACUGGGAUUAAAAGAAACUGUAUCUACUUUACUAAUUUACAUUUUUUUUCUUCAAAAAGUUAUAAUCUGUCCGUUUACCUGUUAUUCUGUCCAAACUGUUGUCAUUUAUUACCAUCUACCACAAAUAAAAUAAUAGAAAAACUUGUUUUAUUAUUA
Xenopus tropicalis (tropical clawed frog) is the source of this 2222-nucleotide messenger RNA. It is a transcript of the gene rcn2, whose product is annotated as reticulocalbin 2. Bases 182 to 1123 code for a protein of 313 amino acids. The record is from RefSeq and is a predicted model, not a curated record. The transcript has 8 exons. Gene Ontology annotation, molecular function: calcium ion binding. Lineage: Eukaryota; Metazoa; Chordata; Amphibia; Anura; Pipidae.